Mollisia scopiformis is the source of this 1920-nucleotide messenger RNA. RefSeq lists its product as uncharacterized. NCBI's taxonomy places the organism in Eukaryota, Fungi, Ascomycota, Leotiomycetes, Helotiales, Mollisiaceae. The coding region runs from base 76 to 1779 and encodes 567 amino acids. The transcript has 3 exons. The record is from RefSeq and is a predicted model, not a curated record.
UCCAAGGUAGAUAAGCUGUUUCGAAUACUUCGAUUUUUCCAGAUACUGUUCUUUUCUCCUUCCUUGCUUACAAAAAUGCAAGAAAUCCCUUUUUCUGGCGGUAGCUCCAAUCGUUACCAGACUCUUGUUGAACGCACUUCUGUCGGAAUACCCACAUUUGCCCCUCUCCACAAAUUUCUCUUGAGCGAGGCGAGUGAUAAUAUCACUUGCAAAAUCUCCUUGAUCGACUUUGACGAGGACCACCAUACGGGUGAGGAACAGGGCCAACAUCCAAACACUCAGAAGAAAGAAAAGACCAUUGAGCCUCAAACUAUCAAGCCUGAAAGUCUGGAAGAUCUGCUGAAGCAGCCUGCUACUCAUAGACUUCUCCUUGUUGAAAAUCUAACUCGGAAUGUGAUCAUUUUACUGGGCACAUACUGGAACGUACCUCCAGACUUUUUCUUAGCACAUCUCGAAAACUCAAACUGGUAUAGCCUUCAAAACAUUCCCCAGAUUUUGCCAGGUCUUAGUUCUAUCCAAAGUUUCGAUGGCUACGUCCGGUUCCAGUUCAUUGGCCCUCGAGAAUUUGAGAUUGAAGGAUCUGCAGGCCCGCAGGCUCCAGGUGCAUCUGGUGAUCAUAACUUAUUGCCAGACCGAAUCCACGAAGACUGUGCAACGGCAUCUGUGCCCAGAGUUGCAGGUGGAUUCACACCGUUCCCGCCGCCAAAUACAGAUCCGGACGAUGAUUGUGAGACUAAAAUGAAUCCAGUGGCUUUUGUCAGGAAUUCAGUCACCAUAUGGUUUGACCAAGAGGGCGAAAAGUGGCGAAGAGGCAUUGUUUUGUUCGACCCAGCUUUUGCAGCCAAAGAUGAUCGCCUCAACAAGAAAGAAAAUUCGAAAUAUCGUUCUUUCAUUCGCAGACGUCCACCAUUAGAAGGUUAUUCGAAAGACGAUAUCGAUCAACGAAGCUCGUAUAAAGAGUCGUUCCAAAAGUGUUUGCAGCACAAUAAGCAGGUCAGGGAAGCUGUUGGGGUUCCAAGACCAUUCGUUCUCCUCGAAGAUCUGUGCCGUAUCAUUGCUUCGGAAUGGCUAGUCUUCAAUACUUACAUUGAAAGAGAGUUGAACAACAUCGAAAGCUGGUUUGAGGAGCUGGGGGAGAAUUGUAACGAGAAGCAGCUUCACGACCUUCUGCUACAAUUGAUGCGAGCACGUCGCCGGGUGACCAAGUAUGAUACACUUGUGAGCGAUCAACUCGAUUUAUGCCCUGCGCAUUGGAAACACGACUCUGCUCAGAUAAGGGCCUCUUGUCCGGUUUCAGGUGCUUCUGCGACCUCAUUUUCGUCACCCUUGCAUGACUUUCAUCAAGUCAGCAGUCACCUUACGCACAACAAGACCCGCAUCUCUCAAUCAAUCAAGAUGGUGACCUCGCUCAUGGCCGUUCGUCUCAACAACCUUGUUGCACAACAGAACAAAGUCAUAGCCUCUCAGAGUUCGACGCUCGUCAAGCAGAACAGAAACUUGACAAAACAGACGGAGACAAUGGCACGGCAGAACAGGCUAGCAGAAGCGCGAAACUCCAGCUUGGCUUUCUUGACAGGGGUUACGAGCUUUCUUCUACCAUUUACUACGAUUGCGGCCUUCAUGGCAAUUCCUACGGAGAAUGGACUCGGACCUGGAUCUGAAAGACAGUGGGUAUACUGGGUGUCAUCCAGCUUGUUGGCUUCGGGCCUCGUUUUGGCGUUUUAUUUUGAUUACCGGAGAGAGACUAAGAAGGCAAAUCACACAGGCGAUGAUAAGUGAUUGUAAUGCUGAGAGCGCUGUAGACGCAGGUAGCGCAGAUCUGUCGUGAUUUCUGACAAAUACCAAACAAACAUACUAUGUGACCCCUUCAGUGAGACUUGACACUCCCCGAAGAACAUGUACAGUACAAACCUUGUUGCG